AUGGCAAUCAACCAAGAUGUUGAAGAACUAUUAAUCAUGGGAGACUUAGAUUUGAUUAUCCAACAAGCUCAAAGAGAAUGGGAAACCCGAGACGUCAAGCUUAUUCCUUAUAGGAAACAUGUGGAAGAACUUGGCAAACGAUUCAAGUCAAUAGAGUUCAGGUACAUUCCUCGCUGCCACAAUGAACUACCUGAUGCACUUGCCACUUUAGCCUCAAUGCUGUCGUACCCAGGCGAUGCCUACAUUGAUCCAUUGGAAAUCCAAAUUCAAGAAAGGCAUGGUUAUUGUAAUACGGUUGAAACAGCACCAAAUACCCAACCAUG
This is a messenger RNA of Nicotiana tabacum (common tobacco), 323 nucleotides long. NCBI's taxonomy places the organism in Eukaryota, Viridiplantae, Streptophyta, Magnoliopsida, Solanales, Solanaceae. The record is from RefSeq and is a predicted model, not a curated record.